Molecule: messenger RNA, 2759 nt
Organism: Austrofundulus limnaeus
Lineage: Eukaryota; Metazoa; Chordata; Actinopteri; Cyprinodontiformes; Rivulidae
Gene: ext1c
Product: exostoses (multiple) 1c
Cellular component (GO): membrane
Molecular function (GO): glycosyltransferase activity
Source: RefSeq, a predicted model, not a curated record
CAGAACCGGACCGGAUCAGCUCACAGAGGAGUCCAGGAAGGAUCAGGAGGUGUUGGUUUCAUCCGAACCUGAUCAGAACCGGACCGGAUCAGCUCACAGAGGAGUCCAGGAAGGAUCAGGAGGUGUUGGUUUCAUCCGAACCUGAUCAGAACCGGACCGGAUCAGAUCACAGAGGAGUCCGGGAAGGAUCUGGACCACAGAGGCCCGUCUCGAGCUGCACAGGAGACGCCCUGCAGACAGCAUGAGGCAGUCCUGAGUGAGGAUGGACAGCAGAGGAAACAUUCAUUCCUCUGCUGAGGCAGCCUAACAACUCAACCGCCUGAGAAGAGGCUCAGUAUCUCAGACCAGCUUUUUCUACAACAUGAGGAGGACUGAGAGGAAACGAUGUUCUUGUUAACACAUGGUUGGUCGUCAGCAGCUCUCUGUUAGAGUCUGAGUUGGCCCCAGUGAGGCUGCAGAGCUGAGGGGCAGAGGGGAAGGAGCAGAAGACCAGAGAGUAGGAAGAGGCAGGAAGACUGACGGCCUCCAUGCAGGCACGUAAGAAGUAUGUUCUGUUGGGCUUGUGUGCAUGCUGCUGGCUGAUCUUAUUCUACAGCAGUGGAGGAGUUCAAAUCCAGCUGCUGCGCCUGCUGACACGUCACCGGGCAGAUGUGCUGCACCACUGGCCCAACUGGACUGAUCAGGCCUUCCUUCCACACUAUGCCCACCUGGAAGAACUCCAGACAGACCCCGGCAUGGCUGAGUCCCCUGAGCAGCGGCACCAGGCGUGGCCAGCCAUCUAUAAAGACAGCCGCUGCCGCAUGGAGACAUGCUUCGACUACUCUCKGUGUCAGCGCAGAGGCAGGGAUGGCUUCAGGGUGUACAUUUACCCGUUGGAGAAAAGUGACCGCGUGUCAGAGAGCUACAGAAAGAUCCUGACGUCUAUCGCUGAGUCUCGAUACUACACAUCUGACCCCCGAGAAGCAUGUCUGUUUGUACUGGGCAUCGACACUUUGGACCGGGACCAGUUGUCGGGACAGUUUGUGCCCCAUGUCGAUGAACGCAUUUGGAGCUAUCCACUGUGGAACGAUGGGAGGAACCACCUCAUCUUUAAUCUGUAUUCUGGUACCUGGCCCAACUACACAGAGGAUCUGGGCUUCAACAUUGGUCAGGCCAUUUUAGCCAAAGCCAGCCUGAACACGGAACAUUUCAGGCCAGGCUUUGAUGUCUCCAUUCCACUCUUUUCAAAGGACCACCCACAGAAGGGUGGGCAGCGGGGCUGGCUGCUGAGGAACACCACCCCGCCACGGAGGAAGUACCUGCUGAUGUUCAAAGGGAAGCGUUACCUUACAGGCAUUGGCUCAGACACCAGGAACGCUCUUCAUCACAUUCACAAUGGAAAGGACAUCGUCUCUCUGACAACGUGCCGUCAUGGGAAGGACUGGGAGAAGCACAAGGACGCUCGCUGUGAUCAUGACAACCUGGAAUAUGAGAGAUCAUCAAAGAUCGAGUCUUUCCACACACAUCAAGAAACCGGUACAUGUGGAACUCCCUGCCAGGAGGUCUGCUGGUCCUACCUGAGUACUCCACUCACCUGGCACACUUUCCUUUUUACUACCUGGGAUUAGGACUCAGUCCGGCUCAGGAGUUCACCGCUGUCAUUCAUGCGGUCUCUCCACUGGUCUCACAGUCACAGCCAAUCAUGAAGCUGCUUCAAGUUGUCUCCAAGUCCAAAUAUUGCUCACAGAUCAUCAUUCUGUGGAACAGUGAGAAACCUCCUCCCAUCAGGAGCAAAUGGCCCCCCAUGCCGGUCCCCCUCAUCAUCACAGAUGGCAAGAGGAAGACCACCAGCCGGUUUUUACCUCAUGUUGCCACAGAGACGGAGGCUGUGCUGAGUCUGGACGAGGAUACGGUCCUGCAGACCAGUGAGGUGAAUUUUGCCUUCCUGGUGUGGCAGAGUUUUCCUGACCGGAUCGUCGGCUAUCCUCCCCGGAGCCACUUCUGGGAUCCCCUGAAGCAUGCCUGGGGCUAUACGUCUAAAUGGACCAAUGAGUACUCUAUGGUCCUGACAGGAGCUGCCUUCUACCACAGGUACUACCACUACCUGUUCUCCCACUACCUGCCUCAGUCUCUGCGAGUGCUCGUGGACCGCACAUCCAACUGUGAGGACAUCCUCAUGAACUUUCUGGUCUCUGCUGUAACUCACCUGCCGCCCGUUAAAGUGGCUCAAAGAAAGCAGCACAAGGAGAUACCGGUCCCACAGGUCACCAAGAGCGUCCCCUGGGCCAACCCAGAACACUUCAGUCAGAGGCAGGAGUGCAUCAACACCUUUGYCAGCUGGUUUGGUUACAUGCCUCUGGUCCAUUCACAGUUCCGCAUGGAUCCGGUCCUCUUUAAAGACCAGGUUUCCAUUCUCCGCAAGAAAUACAAAGACUUGGAGCGGACUUAACUUAACAAACUGACAGGAGUCUGAGAGUCUUCUUUAGGGACCAUCAGGAAAGAAACAAAGCUCACUCAGCUGAGGACAGGUCCACAAGUGACGGAGAGAUCCCAGUGGUUCCAGCCAACAGCAAACACAGAACAGACAAGUCUGAAAGUUGUGUUUCGUAGGACUGAAGGUGCACAGUGACUCACUGAGAACAACAAAGCUGAGGACUGAUGGUUCCAGAAGRAGCAGCUGUGGUGCUGGUCAGUCCAGUGUCCCUCAGCAGAGACUGCAGCUGAGAGAACUGAUAAAUCCAGUCAAACUGUAAAACCAAUAAAGUCUUUUCUGAAACAGA